AUGGCUCCCAAGAAGCAGAAGGGAGACGAUAGACAGCAGCCACCACCACUGAUUGGACGGUUUGGGACCUUUUUAAAAAUAGGAAUCGUUGGAUUGCCCAAUGUAGGGAAGUCAACCUUUUUCAACGUACUGACAAAGAGUCAAGCUGCAGCUGAGAAUUUCCCCUUCUGCACCAUUGACCCAAAUGAAAGCCGAGUGCCCAUUCCAGAUGAACGCUAUGAUUUCCUGUGCCAAUUCCACAAGCCUGUCAGCAAGCUGCCGGCCUUCCUGAAUGUGGUGGACAUAGCAGGACUGGUGAAGGGAGCUCACGCUGGCCAGGGCCUGGGCAACGCCUUCCUGUCCCACAUCAGUGCCUGCGAUGGCAUCUUCCACAUGACACGUGCGUUUGCAGAUGAGGACAUUGUCCACGUGGAGGGCAACGUGUACCCUGUGAGGGACAUUGAGAUCAUCAAUGAGGAGCUGAGACUGAAGGAUGAGGAGAUGAUCGGGCCCAUUAUGGAGAAGCUGGAAAAGGUGGCCGUGAGGGGAAGCGACAAGAAACUCAAACCUGAAUAUGACGUAAUGCUCAAAAUCAAGAACUGGGUAGCGGAUGAAAGGAAACAUGUCCGCUACUGUCGCGAUUGGACUAAGAAAGAGAUCGAAGUGUUGAACAAAUACUUGUUUUUGACAUCCAAGCCAAUGAUUUACCUCAUUAACCUCUCAGAGAAAGACUACAUCAGAAGAAAGAACAAAUGCGGAGGAGUGGAGAGUCUCCUGCAGGACAUGAGUGAAGAGGAGAUUAAGAAGUACUGCACCGAGCACAAGACUCAGAGCGUUCUGACAAGGAUCAUCAAGGCUGGCUAUGGAGCCCUACAGUUGGAGUACUUCUUCACAGCUGGACCAGAUGAGGUCCGUGCGUGGACCAUCCGGAAAGGAACCAAGGCUCCACAGGCAGCCGGCAAGAUCCACACGGACUUUGAGAAGGGCUUCAUUAUGGCUGAAGUAAUGAAAUUCGAGGAUUUUAAAGAGGGAGGCAGUGAGAACGCUGUCAAGGCAGCAGGGAAAUACAGACAACAGGGGAAAACCUACGCUGUGGAGGACGGAGACAUGAUCUUUUUCAAAUUCAACACGCCGAACCAGCCCAAGACUAAGAAGUGA
Molecule: messenger RNA, 1137 nt
Organism: Salvelinus namaycush (lake trout)
Lineage: Eukaryota; Metazoa; Chordata; Actinopteri; Salmoniformes; Salmonidae
Product: obg-like ATPase 1
Exons: 11
Coding region: 1-1137 (378 amino acids)
Cellular component (GO): cytoplasm
Molecular function (GO): ATP binding; GTP binding; ATP hydrolysis activity
Source: RefSeq, a predicted model, not a curated record